AUGGCGGAUGAAGCGACGUUUAAUAUUGACACUAUCGCUGGGAUAGCCAAUAUAUCAAACAUGGAUAAUUUAAAUGAUUUACAUUUAUCACAAUUGAAUAGUCAAUUACGUUACGAGUUGCGAAAUUUGAACAAAGAUGCUGGUGUACAAGUGCAACUAAGUGAUGAAGAAGAGGAAGACAAUGCCGAAACAGAUGAAAAUGACGAGGAAACCAGUGAAUUUGAUGAUCAGGAGGGAGAAAAUGAUGUGGAGGAAAAUAAUAGAAACGAACCAUUCAAAAAUUAUAUAAAAUCAAUUGUUGAAAGAGGGGAUGGCUUAGCGUUUGAUAAUCAAUAUCAGCAACACUCUACUCAGCUUCCAGCACAAAGUUCACAUUCUCUGCUGCAAAGUCAACAACAACAUUUCCAUCGACAUCACCAACAUCCUCAUAAUAAUCAUGAUCCUCAAUAUCAAGAUCACCAGCAUCACCAGCAACUAUCACUGAACUUGCAACAAAGACAACGAAAACGACAAAGAAAUGAAAAAAGUGAUAUCGAUAAAGACAUCAAAAAAUGUUCACGAUGCAGAAUGAAACGUGUACACGAAAACGAGAAUGAACUAGAAAAGUAUCAAACAUGUAUCCAGUGCCGUGAGAGGAGGAAAGUCAAAGAGAAGAAGCCUAGAGGGCCGAUGAAAUUGCCUGAAUUAAGAGAUGAUUGGAAGGGAUUUUUGGACAAAGUUGCAAUGAACAGCAUAAUGGACGUUCAGGGGCAUAUAUAUCGAGCUUAUACAGAUGAAAGGCAAUUUCCAAGAUACUCACAUGAUGACUUGACUACUGAUAUUGUCCAAAAAAUAGGCGAUAAAAUUGUUGAGAAAUAUAUACAUCCUUUACAAGAACUGACUGGCUUCAAAUUUGCGAUCAGAGAUCACCAUAACCCCCCACUGUAUGAUAAAAAUAGAUCAAAAAAAAUUACAUGGAUGUUCAUCUGUUCACAGGACAAAUUUCGUCGACGCAAAAGCAGGAGUGAAAAUAAAAGGCAGGUUUUGAAUAAACUAAAAACUGAGGAGUGUUGUUCCAAAAUAAGCCUGAGUUAUGAUAUUAUCAAUGGCAUUGUUCAAAUCAGUUAUAACCAUAAACACCAUAAACCCUAUAAUUUGAUUGAUAGUAGUGGUGCUAUCAAGCCAAGUAGGAUCCACCUUGAAAAUGAACAAGCGGAAGUUGAUAGAGCAGUGAUGGAAGCUGCUGCUGCCGCUGUGGCUGCUGUAGCAGCGUCAGAUGAGAAAAAAGAAGCAAAAGGUGAAGAACACGAGGAAAAUAAGAUAGUUAUUGCAAGGUCUCAUGCUAGGAACGACAACAACAAUAAUAAUGACAAUAAUAAUAACAGUGGCACCGGUACUAAUGGCAAUGAUGAGAAUAUUUCAAGUGGUGACGAACGUUCAAAAAAUAAUUAUGAUCCUAACCGGGUCUUUGGGGAGUCAACUUCAUUUGACGAUAUUUCGUUGAUUGGCAAUGUCCAUGUCAACAAUGUGGAUGUUGACAAUGUUGGUGUCGAUGUUGAUGUUGAUGUCGAUGUCGACGACAUCAAUGUAGAGGAUGUUGCAGAAAUUGCCAAAUUGCUCAAACAGGUCCAGCAAGCUCAAAGCAGAAGAUUAGACGAUGAAGUACCUGAAGAAGAACAGGAUCAUGACCACAACAAAGAAGAUAACAAUGACCAAGACAAUAUUGAACCUGUAGUUGAAGGGGAAAACUCAACCGCGGCAUUUGACAUCAGCCCAGUGCUACUGGCGCACGUGCAACGCCAACUGCACAAUUUUCAGGACUUGCCCAAAGAUCAACACCACGUAAACUCCUCACCAGAUUCAUGA
This is a messenger RNA of Pichia kudriavzevii, 1845 nucleotides long. RefSeq lists its product as uncharacterized. The record is from RefSeq and is a predicted model, not a curated record. Bases 1 to 1845 code for a protein of 614 amino acids. The transcript has a single exon. NCBI's taxonomy places the organism in Eukaryota, Fungi, Ascomycota, Pichiomycetes, Pichiales, Pichiaceae.